Metarhizium album ARSEF 1941 is the source of this 525-nucleotide messenger RNA. Its product is annotated as NAD(P)-binding domain protein. The transcript has a single exon. The coding region runs from base 1 to 525 and encodes 174 amino acids. The record is from RefSeq and is a predicted model, not a curated record. Lineage: Eukaryota; Fungi; Ascomycota; Sordariomycetes; Hypocreales; Clavicipitaceae.
AUGGCCGAACAGGUGCUUGCGAGGGCCAACGUCCCUGAGAUUGUGUUUGUGCGCUGUGCGUACUUUAUGGAGAAUUGGGCCACGGCACUUGACAUACGCGGCGCGCCAGACCCUUUGAUCGUGUCGACCAUCACGCCGUUGGAAUGGGAGAUUCCCAUGGUGGCGGUCGCAGACAUCGGCGCUGUGAUUGCGUCUGAGGCGCUGAAGCGGGAGGCUGCGCCGAAGAAGCCGCACGUCUUUGAGUUGCACGGCCCGAGAAUGUACAGUCCGCUGCAUGUCCAGGCGGCCUUUUCGGAUGCUCUGGGGAAACAGGUGGCCGUGAAGCCGGUAGCGAAAGGAGACUUGUAUGGGUAUUAUAGACGGAUAUUUCCGGACGACGUGGUGCCGGAAUGGGUCGAGAUGACGUGCAGUUUCUUGCCGGGGGGCGUGAUGAAGCCUGGCCAUGUGGAGGAAGGCACUGAGGUGGUGAAUGGGAAGACGGAGCUCGCAGAUGCCGUCAAGACGGCCGUCGAGUCGUUACUUUGA